UCAGUUGUCAGACAUCUCGUUAUUCAAGAUCUGAUAUAUGUUUUAGAAACUUGGGGUUACUCAGCGUACGGUUUACAAUAAAAUGCUUUCUAGUUUUAGUUUUACAUCUGCUCCAUGAGACUUUUUUUUUGGAACGAGUUCGUGUGUUUUCAGAAUAUGUAAAAAAUUGAGGUACGUUGAGAUCUAGUUUACCAUUAAUCAUCUUCAUAAUAGUUUUUCUGUCAUUUAUGUGUUGAUUUUAAUUUGGUCAUCAUUUUAGGUAUGAUUUCUCGAAAUAAGGAUUUAGUGGCACAAUGGAAACAAAAGUUGAUGCAGUUACAACAAGACAGCGAGCAUGUUAUCAACCAAAUGGAUUUGGAAAAUCAAAAUCACAAAAACAAAAUGAACGAUUUAUCACCAGAUGAGAAGAAAGCUGAAAUAAAGGAAUAUCGAGAGACGGAUUUACGUUUGGAAAAACAAUUAAAGAGCCCGAUAAAGGAAACUAGAUUGCUAAAUCGUACAAUGAUGGCACGUGUAGAACAAAUUGACAAAAAUGAAGAAGCCAACGCAAAGAAAUCAUAUUGGAUUCAAAAAUUGGCUAACCGAAAGAUGCAAAAAAAACCAGGCUUCGAAUAAAUAAAAUGUGAAACGUUAUUAAUGAAACUAGAAUGAUAUCUUCUGGUAAUGAAGAUUAAAACUUUAUCUCGAUGUUUGUUUAUCAUAUCAAAAAUUAAAUAAUUUUCUCAGAACAGCUGAGCACAGAGGAAUUACCUCUGUAAAAUUUCAAAAUCUCAUACAUAUCUUCCGUACGUAAGGUCUAUUUGACUACUUGUUUCUCCUCUCUUUUUGGAAAUUUAUUAAUCUUUGUCAUCUUUUUCAUGUAAUUUUCCGGUAAUCAUUUUUGUUGCAACUUUUUGCAGAACAUUUCUAACUUUCUCACAGCUGGUUUCCUAAAGCUGAAACAGUGAAACAGUAAAUUUUAGUAAUUUGACAAGUAACUAGUUGUUACUUUCUAUGGUUAGAAUAUUUUUGACGCGUGUUUCUGAAAAUAUCCAAUAUGGUAUUUUAUGGUUUUAUUGAUUUAAAUAAUAAAUAAUAAAUAAUUUAUUUUAUUAA
Molecule: messenger RNA, 1095 nt
Organism: Caenorhabditis elegans
Lineage: Eukaryota; Metazoa; Nematoda; Chromadorea; Rhabditida; Rhabditidae
Gene: C33D9.10
Product: Flagellar protein
Exons: 2
Coding region: 262-615 (117 amino acids)
Source: RefSeq, marked reviewed